Molecule: messenger RNA, 978 nt
Organism: Paramecium octaurelia
Lineage: Eukaryota; Ciliophora; Oligohymenophorea; Peniculida; Parameciidae
Source: the annotation of a GenBank genome assembly
AUGAGACUGCAGAGAAAUCACUAAGGAGCCAUACAAAUCUUAAAAAACAAAUUGGAAUCUUAUGAACACCUUCAAAAAUAGCAACUCUUGUGUUAGUUAUUUCCAGAUGCUCGAAUGUGAUUAAUAUUUGACUAAUUUAAUAGAAAAUGGAUAAAACUCCACUUGGAUAAAGUAAUUUUAACCACUUAUCAUUUGAAUUAAAUGCUCUUUAGUUAGAAUCAAAAGCCGACUCAUGUGUAUUACAUUGUAGAGGGUGAAGUAAGAUUGGAAGAAACACACAUAGAAAAAAGGAUACCUAAGAAUAAGAUGUUGGCGUCGACAUGUAUGGCAAAGAAUAGAACAUUGUUAAUAAAGUCUGCUGGCUCUUUGGUUGGAGUAUGAAAAUCAUUUAAAUUUUAGGAAAUCGAAGCGUUGCUCGAAAAACCUUAUCAAACAACUGCCAAAAGCAAUGUUCAUUACAGUAAGGUCCUCUUGAUCCCCGAAGCAAUUUACAUAGACUUGAAAAAACAAGAUUACUUGCAUCAGAGCCUUGAAACCCAGAAUCAAAAGGAUUAAUUAAUCUUGAAGAAGAUCAUCCAGCUAAAACGAAGAAGAUUGGAAUUGCAAGAGAUUUCCCCUGAGAGAGAUUCAUCUUCCUAAACCAAGAUUAGUCGAGAAGACUUCAUAGUGCAAUAAAACAAAAGAAUACAAAAGAAACAAAAUUUUGAAUUCAUUAAUUUAACGCCAGAAGCUCCUUUGUUUUCUGUUAAAAAACUCAAGAGAGUGGCUGCUCCUGAUGAAAAGCCAGAAAAUAGAACUCGAUCUAUAUCAGCACCUACUAAAGCUAAAAUGCUAUCUACCAUAAAAAGUAUUAACAGCACUGAGAAAAUAUUGAAGACAGAGGAAAUUGUACGAUCUCGUGCUAACACUAUCAAUCUUGGAGAGAAGGGCAGACCUUGUUCUCGAGUAUUUUGGUAAUAAAUAUUUCAGAAACUUUGA